Molecule: messenger RNA, 2718 nt
Organism: Centropristis striata (black sea bass)
Lineage: Eukaryota; Metazoa; Chordata; Actinopteri; Perciformes; Serranidae
Gene: ier5l
Product: immediate early response 5-like
Exons: 1
Coding region: 145-1038 (297 amino acids)
Source: RefSeq, a predicted model, not a curated record
AGGCGGAUCAUUGUGUCCAAUGUGUCUCCACAGAGCUGACUUAAACAUUUCUCCUCGAACAAAACGAGUCCCCUUCAGAUAGCUGAGAGUCGGGUUCGCUCUCCCGUAGAGGAGCUGGAGGUGGAUUAUUGGGGAACAAUCAUAAUGAUCAACACCAUGGAAUGCGCAGUGGACGCGCAAAGCCUGAUCUCCCUAUCCCUGAUGAAGAUCCACAACUCCAGGACGCAGAGAGGGGGGAUCAAGCUGCACAAAAACCUGCUGGUCUCCUAUGUGCUGAGGAACGCCCGGCAGGUCUACAUCAAGGAGAAAUACGCGGAGAUCUACAGGAUGCAGCAGUACGAGGAGGUGAUGACGGUCUGCAACGAGAUCCAGGAGCUCAACCCGCUGGAUCUGGACGCGGAGGACGCCGACGAUGAGGAGCAAACGCGGGCUGCUUGCUGCGGAGAGGAGGCGAGUCUGUGCGGCUCCGGCUGCCACCGAGGCGCGGCGCAGCCAGCGGCGCACGCCCGGACAGCGAGCGCUCUUUUCGGCUGCUCUCCGCUCGAUGACUGUAGCAAGGAGCCGGAUCCCUCCUACUACCGCAGCUGCUGCAUGGAGGCUUCACCUGUGUCGCACUGUGACCAGUUUCCUGUAAACGGCAGCACGCACUGCAAUAAAACAACAGUGCUGGAUUUGGACACGCAUGUGGUGACCACGGUGGAGAACGGCUACCUCCACCAGGACUGCUGCUGCGACGCGCUCCAGUGCAGCCAGGGCGCGCAGUCCCCGGCCAAGAAACGGAAGGUUGAGUUCGGCUGUUGUGUCUCCGACGUGGAGGAAGUAUCGGAUUUUACCGGGGCUCGCAAACGGGCGAAACGCGAGGACUGUUCCUUCUCCAACAUAGACUACACAGACACUUCCAACAUCUCCAACCUGAUCUCCAUCUUCGGCUCGGGGUUUACAGGGCUGCUGAGCAGACAGACGGACUUGGAACAGAUCUGUAGCAAACAGGUCCUGGCCAGUCUCGGGGCAUGGACCCGUGCGAUUGUGGCAUUUUGAAUAUAACCCUUUAUUUUAUAGGAGAGACCGGGUCAUUUGUAAUGUGUUUUCCCUCAGAAGUAUUACAGUAAACCAGAUCUACUGACAGUUCUUGUUGGGGAACAUUUUCCAAGCUCAGGGGAAUGUUCCAGGCUGAUUGUUCUCCAGGAGAUGUCGGUCUAAAGGUUUAAUUUGUGGAACUUUUUUUGCAUACUUACACCUGAAGCUCCACGAAGUCGUUUACUAAUUGAUCACACAAUAAUCAGUGAUGUUAUUUACGUGUCCAUGACGGAAUGUUUUAAAGAAAAACCUUCCCACAAUUUCCGAAAAGCAUUACAGAAAAUAACUGGGAACGUUACCAGUUCACUCAGAACUCACUGUCCUGUUCUGUUCCACAUCACUUCUCUAUGUGCCAACAGUGAAAAAAUGUAUUUUGUUGAAUCAGUGUUUUCACACAAGUUGUGUAUUUAUGGGUAGCCCCAUGUGUGAGGUCAGUAACAAUGCUGCAAAAUAAUUCAACAUUUUUGGCGCAAAAAUAUGAGUUUGGUGAGUUGUAGAUGUCAGUGAUGGUCACUGCUUUGCUUAUUAACUAACUAUUAUUCAUGUUAAACACUGAUAUGGACAUUUGAGCAUUAACCUAUAACUGCAUGCAUUACAAUUGACCUUGCAGGGAGAACAACAACUCUGGAUAUUGGAUUGGCUCCCCUCAGCAGCUUGUGGAACAAAACAGUGAAAAUAUAAAGAAUUAUACUUCAAAAACACACCUUUGUCUUUAAAAAAAUCAAUAACAUAUGUGAGUGAGUGCUCAUUGGUGUGCAGUGGGGAAACAUCCCUCACGCUGGUUUCUGAUUGGAGCAUAUGGAGGCGUUACAACUGGGCCCGGUCUCCCCUACAAAGGUUUUUCAAAUCAACUUUAUUUUUGCAGGAAAAAGAAAAAGCUAUUUAAAAAAUUGAGCAUUUAAAUGGCAAUAGUUUUGGCAGGGAGAGGCCAGAGUUGGUGCCAUAUAUAUAUAUAUAUAUAUUGUCACAAUGGGAGAAACAUGUCUCUGAUGAAAUGGAUUGACUUCCAUUGCCUUAAAUCAACGCACACCACUGCUAGCUAUAGUGUCAUGAAUUGAAAGUAUGUUGAAUGUCUCCUGUUCUGGGCUGAGGAGUCUUUUUGGGAAAAUGGACCUUGCACACUCAGUUUGUUGUCAUGUGAACAUUAAAGAAGAGAUGUAAGCGGACUCUGACCCACUCAUGUCAGUGCCAACACUUCCAUACUGUAACACGAUAUUUGGGCUACACUGUGGUUACCACUUCACCUCCACUCCCAGUGUGUGAUAGUAAACAGUAAACAGGUUAUUUUGGCAGUUUGACGUCCCUUCUCCCCUUUUAAUCAAAGUUGUUGCUCAAAAGCCUUCACAGCAAUUCAUAAUUCCAACUUCGUCUUGGUUUUGUGAGUUUUUUUAAAUGAUUUUUUUUUAGUCCUUUUGUUUUAAAAAGGCAAACUCAUGAUUUUAGCCAUAACCUGAGAAUCCACGCAUUAGCUUUAUGAGCACUAUGUGUACCAAAAUAAAGAGAGUAUUCAGCCAUUCUCUACAUAUUUUGUUGUUAUUCUUGUAUUUUUGUGCUUACUAAAUUGUAUAUCACCGGGUAAAACUGUUCGAGAAGAUAUUUGUUAAAAGAUUUAUAAUCUUAAUAAAAAAUGAAAACCUUUAA